Didymodactylos carnosus is the source of this 477-nucleotide messenger RNA. Lineage: Eukaryota; Metazoa; Rotifera; Eurotatoria; Philodinida; Philodinidae. The record is from the annotation of a GenBank genome assembly.
AUGGGUGGUCCGAGUUUUAUAGAUGGAAAAUGUCACGAAGAAACAAACAAUUUUCAAGCAUGUAGAUUUGAAGUAGAUGGUAUCGAAUAUUGUAGUGCUGAAAACUAUUUUCAAACACAAAAAGGAACAACCACUGAGGCUAGAGAAAAAGUUCGGAAUUCUGGACCAGGUGCUGCUUGUUAUAUGGCUGGCUCAUAUGUCCAUCCACUUCGUCCUGAUUGGGAAUCUGUAAAAGUACAAGUGAUGUAUGACGGAAACAAGGCAAAAUUUGAACAAAAUAGUGAAUUUGCUAAAGCUUUAAUGAGCACAAAAGGUGACGUGAGAUUUGGAUCAUCAACAACGUUCUGGAAUACAUGGAACGGAUUAAUUAUGGAACGGAUACGUGCAGAAUUGAGACGAAAUGGACCAGAAGAUGAAGAAACAGUGAAACGAAUUAAAGAAUUAAUGGACAAAUAUCAAAGAGAUAAUGAAAUGUAA